Cuculus canorus (common cuckoo) is the source of this 2165-nucleotide messenger RNA. RefSeq names its product calcium activated nucleotidase 1 (gene CANT1). Lineage: Eukaryota; Metazoa; Chordata; Aves; Cuculiformes; Cuculidae. Gene Ontology annotation, biological process: proteoglycan biosynthetic process. The record is from RefSeq and is a predicted model, not a curated record. The transcript has 4 exons. The coding region runs from base 114 to 1307 and encodes 397 amino acids. Gene Ontology annotation, molecular function: calcium ion binding; UDP phosphatase activity; GDP phosphatase activity.
GCCGUGGCGCGCGGGGGCUGCCGGGAGUUGUAGGCGGUGGUGGCGACUGCGCGCGGCAGGGGAGGCGGUGGCUGCGCUCAGGCGGCGCCGCGGUUCUCCUCACCCCUAGUCUGAUGCCCAUCCCGCCCUGCCAUGAGUCUAUGAGCCCGCUCCGGAUCAGCGUGGGUGGUCUGCCUGUCCUCGCGUCCAUGACCAAGGGCGCUGACCCCCGCUUCCGACUGCGCUGGAAAGCCAUCGUGCUGUCGUCAGCCUGCGUGGGGUUUGUGCUGCUGCUCUUCUGCCUGCACCGUUCCUCCCCCACACGGCCCAUCCCACCCAAUCCUCACAACUGGCAGCUCAGCCUGCAGGCAGGGGACCGUUACAAUGACACCUACCCACUGUCCCCACCCCAGAGAAACCCUGAGGGCGUGCGCUACCGCAUCGGAGUCAUCGCAGACCUGGAUACAGAGUCCCGGGGCUCUGAGGAGAACACCUGGUUCAGUUACCUGAAGAAGGGCUACCUGGUGCUGUCGGACAGCGGGGACAGCGUGACGGUGGAAUGGGACAAAGAUGAGAGUGUGCUGCAGUCCCACCUGGCUGAGAAGGGCAGGGGCAUGGAGCUCUCUGAGCUGGUCGUCUUCAACGGGAAGUUGUACGCUGUGGAUGACCGGACAGGAGUUGUCUACCAGAUUGAGGGCAACAAGGUGGUGCCCUGGGUCAUCCUCCCAGAUGGGGAUGGCACAGUGGGGAAAGGCUUUAAGGCAGAGUGGCUGGCAGUGAAAGAUGAGCACCUCUACGUGGGGGGACUGGGCAAGGAGUGGACCACAACGACGGGGGAGGUGGUGAGUGAGAACCCUGAGUGGGUGAAGGUUGUCGGCUACAAGGGCGACGUGAGCCAUGAGAACUGGGUGGCCAACUACAACGCGCUGAGGGCUGCGGCAGGAAUCCGACCCCCAGGUUACCUAAUACAUGAGUCGGCUUCCUGGAGCGACACCCUGCAGCGCUGGUUCUUCCUGCCACGUCGUGCCAGCCACGAGCGAUACAACGAGAAGGCGGACGAGCAGCGAGGCACCAACCUGCUGCUGAGCUCCACCCAGGACUUCGGGGAUGUGACAGUGGGACAUGUGGGUGAAGUGGUCCCCACUCAUGGCUUCUCCUCCUUCAAGUUCAUCCCAGACACGGACGACCAGAUCAUCGUGGCGCUGAAAUCGGAAGAAGACAAUGGCAAGAUUGCUAGCUAUAUCAUGGCUUUCACACUGGACGGGCGUUUCCUCCUGCCCGAGACCAGGAUCGGGAGUGUGAAAUAUGAGGGCAUUGAGUUUAUUUAACUGACUUUGGCACUGGACCGGAGGGUGAGGGAGGCCAAGGGAUGCUGGGACAGUCUCUGUCAGUAUGAUCCAAACCGAGCUGCUAAGGGACGCCGGGCAGCACUCCCAGCUCUGUAGUUGGCCUUGGGUGUCUCCUGUAAAGCGUUGGCUCUGCUGCAGCAGGCGUGGUGCGAGUGUUUCGGCAGUGGCACCUGGUGGCAAGGGACUGCCACCACAGGGUGCUGGAGCCCAGCCCAGCAGACAGACAGGGAAGUCCUCAUGCGCUGCAGCCGUUAGCGCUCAGCCCCUAAUUGCGAUAGAACUGCAACACCCUCUGCAGUGAGUUGGUGACAUCCUGGCUCUGGGUUUGCAGCCAAGGAGGAGCCUGAGCCUUGGCUCUACUUGAGGCUCGGUGGCCUCAAGUUGUGUCAGGAGAGGUUCAGAUUGGACAUCAGGAAAAAUUUCGUCACCAAAAGGGUUCUCAAGCACUGGCACAGGCUGCUCAGAGAUGUGGUUUAUUCUGGAGGGAUUUAAGAGAUGGGUAGAUUAAGUGCUUGGGGAUAUGAUUUAGUAGCGGACAGGUACGGUUGGGCUUGAUGAUCUCGGAAGUCUUUUCCAAUCUAGUGAUUAUAUCAUUCUAUGCUGCUCUGCCUUGCACCCUGCUAUGCUGCAUGCUUCCUGGGUGGAGGAGAGGGUGUCCCACCAGAGCACUGGCCCUAUCCUGAUACCAGGGGAAGCAGGUCUGACCAAGACACUGGAGCCCAGCCAUGCUGGCAGCCUGUCCUGGGGUCACCCUGUGGGAGAGGCUUCUCUCUGUGUCCCCAUCACCUGAAAGGAUAACUGGAGAUGGGGGGACAAGUAUCCUUGGGGGGGGCAUCC